CAAAACAUAAAUUUUUUUUUUCAUCAAUCCCAGAAUGUCGGACGCAUUGACAGAAGCUCAGGUUGCCGAGUUCCGGGAGGCCUUCUCCCUCAUUGACAAGGACUCCGACGGGUACAUCACCAUGGAAGAACUGGCAACGGUGAUCCAGUCAUUAAAUGAGAAUCCCACGAAAGAAGAAGUUCAAGACAUGAUUGGUGAAGUUAACGGUGAUGGAAACGGGAGCAUAGACUUUGUAGACUUCUUGAAUAUUAUGGCAAGAAAAAUGAAGGAAAGUGUUGCAGAGGAGCUAAAAGAAGCCUUCAAAGUAUUUGAUAGGGAUCAAGAUGGAUACAUUUCAGCUAAUGAGCUGAGAAAUGUAAUGAUAAAUUUGGGGGAGAGAUUGACAGACGAAGAGGCUGAACAGAUGAUCAAAGAGGCUGAUUUAGAUGGUGAUGGUCAAGUGAGCUAUGAAGAAUUCGCAAGGAUGAUGAUGCUGAAUUGAAGAGCAUUAUUAUGUUGUGCAAUGGUUUUUAUUAUUAUCAAAAUGUAUUAAAUACUUAACAAGG
Messenger RNA from Corylus avellana, 545 nucleotides. RefSeq lists its product as uncharacterized. Lineage: Eukaryota; Viridiplantae; Streptophyta; Magnoliopsida; Fagales; Betulaceae. Gene Ontology annotation, cellular component: myosin II complex. Gene Ontology annotation, molecular function: calcium ion binding. The record is from RefSeq and is a predicted model, not a curated record.